Messenger RNA from Maniola jurtina (meadow brown), 1420 nucleotides. Its product is annotated as venom protease-like. Gene Ontology annotation, molecular function: serine-type endopeptidase activity. The record is from RefSeq and is a predicted model, not a curated record. The transcript is spliced from 10 exons. The coding region runs from base 181 to 1395 and encodes 404 amino acids. Gene Ontology annotation, biological process: proteolysis. NCBI's taxonomy places the organism in Eukaryota, Metazoa, Arthropoda, Insecta, Lepidoptera, Nymphalidae.
AUAUUGCGAUUCCUAUACCGCGAACGACUCAAUAUGGACGUGAAUUGGCAAUAAAAUAUUAUUAAAAUAAUUAUUAUUAACAAUUUUUUAGUGUAGUUUUGAAGUUUUUUUUUUAAAUUUUUAGUGAACUUCAAACCUUAGUUCGGAUUUUGAGGUACUAGAUAGGUACAAGAUCAAAAAAUGUUAUUUCUACUGUUCGCCAUUUUCCUCAUAAGAGUUCAAGAUGGUAGUUCGUUAAACCAAGGAGACCGGUGUGUGUUGAAAAACACAAACACAGUGGGAGAAUGUACUCCAGCUUCCAAGUGUCAAUCGGCGAGAAGUGAUUACCAAAACAACGGCAUCCGUCCAACUAUAUGCUCGUACGAUUCGGACACCAUCUUGGUUUGCUGUACUGAUAACAGCAACAUUUUUGACACUCCCGUCUAUCAGCGCCCCACUCGGCCUGUGUGGGGUAGUUUUGGUACACCGACCAAUAACAACAUCAGACUUAGCGAGAAAAAAUGCGAGGAGUAUGGUCGCCACGUGACCCAAACAGUGGGUUUCAUCACACUGGAUGCGGAACCCGAAAAGAUGACCAUUUCCGCGCCAAAGUGUGACUACAACGGUGUCGAGCUGAUCGUGGGCGGGGAGAACGCUAACCAGGGCGAGUUCCCUCAUAUGGCUGCCAUCGGCUGGGUAGAUGUGACAGACAACUACGUGUUCCAUUGCGGUGGCAGUCUCAUCAGCUCACGCUUCGUCCUGACUGCGGGGCACUGUACCCGGACCCCCAACAAGCUGCUUAAAGACCCCUCACCUAAGAUUGUAAGGCUCGGAGACCAGAACCUCAACCCCAGCGUGCGAGACAACGCCAGCCCCAUCGACGUACCAAUCAAAACUAUUCAUAAACACCCGAACUACAACUCUCCGAGCAAGUACAACGACAUCGCCCUGUUAGAGUUGAAUGCAGACGUAGACUUCGAGACAGACAUACGACCGGCAUGUCUGUGGACGAAGCCCGACUUCCCAGGGUAUACCAAGGCCAUAGCCACAGGAUGGGGGGUCGUCGAUCCAAAGCAACCAACUAAGACCUCGGACGAGCUGAAGAAGGUGUCACUGAGUCUACUGGAAAACGACUUCUGCAAUGAGACCCUACGGGAUACCUUCUACCGGCACUGGGGCGGCUUCAGCGACGAGCAGAUGUGUGCUGGUGAACUGCGCGGGGGACAGGACACCUGCCAGGGUGACUCCGGGUCGCCGCUGCAGGUCGCUUCACGUGCCAACAAGUGCAUCUUCCACGUGAUCGGAGUGACGUCAUUCGGGCGCGCCUGCGCACGCUCCGGCAAGCCAGCGGUCUACACUCGCGUCUCCAGCUACUUGGACUGGAUCGAGGCCGUAGUGUGGCCCGGGGAGCAAUAAACACUUUCUUUUCUACUUUUUUAAA